AUGCGUGACUACUUUGUUGAAGACUCAAAGUUUGACGAACCAUUUUUUCGUCAUCGUUUUCGCAUGAGCAAGAGGUUAUUUUUGAAGAUUGUUGGUGAUAUUGAAGCUAAUUUUAGUUACUUUCAAGAGGGGUACGACGCACGGGGUAAAAAAAGUUGCAGCGCUCUUCAAAAGUGCACAUCGGCGAUCAAGCAACUGUCUACGAGUGAACCUUCAGACGCGUAUGACGAGUAUUUAUGUAUGGCUGCUAGAACAGGACGCGAUACCAUGGAGUACUUUUGUGAUGCGGUCGUCAAUUUAUAUCAAAAGGAGUUCUUACGUAGGUCGACAUCUCAUGACGUUGCUCUCAUCACACAAGCCCAUGAAGAAAGACACCACAUUCCAGGAAUGCUUGGUAGUCCUGAUUGUACACACAUCGAAUGGAGGAUGUGCCCUAGACACUUAUAA
Molecule: messenger RNA, 447 nt
Organism: Erigeron canadensis
Lineage: Eukaryota; Viridiplantae; Streptophyta; Magnoliopsida; Asterales; Asteraceae
Exons: 1
Coding region: 1-447 (148 amino acids)
Source: RefSeq, a predicted model, not a curated record